GUCCCACUUACCCCACCUUCCCUUCCACAAGCUCAUUGAGGACCAACUAGGGCCACCCCAACCCGAGAUCGGCUCCAUCUCUAAGAAUGCUCUCAGAGGACUUCGCUCCCUCACACACCUAAGCCUGGCCAAUAACCACCUGGAGUCCCUCCCCAGAUUCCUGUUCCGAGGCCUGGAGACCCUGACUCACGUGGACCUCCGUGGGAACCCAUUCCAGUGCGACUGCCGUGUCCUUUGGCUGCUACAGUGGAUGCCCACCGUGAACGCCAGCGUGGGGACUGGGGCCUGUGCGGGUCCCCCAGCCCUGACCCACGUGCAGCUCCACCACCUCGACCCCAUGACGUUCAAGUGCAGAACCAUAGAGCUGUCCUCCUUCCAGACGGUGGGGGAGUCGGCGCUGAGCGUGGAGCCCUUCUCCUACCAGGGGGAGCCCCAUGUCAUCCUGGCACAGCCCUUUGCAGGCCGCUGCCUCAUCCUGUCCUGGGACUAUGGCCUCCAGCGCUUCCGGCCAGAGGAAGAGCUGUCGGCGCCCUCGGUGGUGUCCUGCAAGCCUCUGGUGCUGGGCCCAAGCCUGUUCGUGCUGGCCGCCCGCCUGUGGGGUGGCUCCCAGCUGUGGGCCCGGCCCAGCCCCGAGCUGCGCCUGGCCCCCAUUCAGGCCCUGGCCCCAGGCCGGCUGCUGCGGCCCAAUGACGCCGAGCAGCUGUGGCUGGACGGGCAGCCCUGCUUCGUGGUGGCCGACGCCUCCAAGGCGGGCAGCACCACACUGCUGUGCCGCGAUGGGCCGGGCUUCUACCCACGCCAGAGCCUGCACGCCUGGCACCGCGACACUGACGCCGAGGCCCUGGAGCUGGAUGGCCGCCCCCAUCUGCUGCUGGCCUCGGCCUCCCAGCGGCCAGUGCUCUUCCACUGGUUUGGAGGCCGCUUCGAGAGGCGCACGGACAUCCCCGAGGCGGAGGACGUCUAUGCCACACGUCACUUCCAGGCGGGUGGGGAUGUGUUCCUGUGCCUGACCCGCUACAUCGGGGACUCCAUGCUCAUGCGCUGGGAUGGCUCCAUGUUCCGCCUGCUACAGCAACUUCCCUCCCGCGGUGCCCACGUCUUCCAGCCGCUGCUCAUCGCCAAGGACCAGCUGGCCAUCCUGGGCAGCGACUUCGCCUUCAGCCAAGUCUUCCGCCUUGAGCCUGACAAGGGGCUUCUGGAGCCACUGCAGGAGCUGGGGCCCCCUGCCUUGGUGGCGCCCCGUGCUUUUGCCCACGUCACCUUAGCUGGCAGGCGCUUUCUAUUUGCAGCUUGCUUCAAGGGCCCUACACAGAUCUACCAGCAUCAUGAGUUGGAUCUCAGUGCCUGAGACUGGACAUGGCUGGGAGGCUGGCAAGGGGACCCGGAGGCAUCUGGAUGCCCUCUUGGCUGGCCUCCUGUCCCCAUCUGAGGCAUGGCCAGUCCUGUGAGAUACAGACCACAGGUCAAGUUUAUCAGCCACAGUUCCAGACCUUAGCCAGCCUCUUGGAGGAUCUGCACCCGCUGGGGAAAUGGCAAGUCCCAGGCCAUUGCAACUUCGGAGCUGUCUCUAGUCAGAAGCCGCGUCUUGUCUGG
Messenger RNA from Castor canadensis (American beaver), 1593 nucleotides. The record is from RefSeq and is a predicted model, not a curated record. Lineage: Eukaryota; Metazoa; Chordata; Mammalia; Rodentia; Castoridae.